Suillus fuscotomentosus is the source of this 831-nucleotide messenger RNA. RefSeq lists its product as uncharacterized. Lineage: Eukaryota; Fungi; Basidiomycota; Agaricomycetes; Boletales; Suillaceae. The transcript is spliced from 2 exons. The record is from RefSeq and is a predicted model, not a curated record. Bases 1 to 831 code for a protein of 276 amino acids.
AUGUCAGACCACGACGACCUAGAGUUCAACAGCGAUGACGACGAUCUCGCCACCUUCACUUUCCAAGGUGCAGCCCGACAAGGCGAUCAGGACGAGCCUCGCCCAUUUGAUCUUGCGGAUGUGCCUGCCUCAGUCGAGGCAGAAGAUGCCUUGCCACAGAGCGACAUCUUCGAGUGUCUCUUCAUGAGCCAGGAUAAUUCGCGCCCUGCAGGCCGUACAUGGGAACAGACCAAGGUACAGCCCAUCAGCUUGUCCACCCUCGCAAGAACUUUCAAAAAGGGCGACAAAGCGACUGCAAUCAAUUUGCUCCAUCGUCGUUCUGUUCUUCGCCUCGACGACGACUUUUACUAUCCUAGCGACGACGAGAUGUUGGCUUGGGACGCCUCCCAGCAUUUUCUUGAUUUCUGCCUCGUCGUAGGAGGCUCUGUUGGUUUGCACGCCUUGCUUCCGAACAAGGUGGUCGACCACACCUUCUCCAUCGCCCUCAACCUUUGUCUUCCUACUCGUCUCUUUCGCCCCAAAUUUGGCAAGUUAGGUUUUGAUCCAACGGGCUGCAUGAUGGCUCUUGGAACCGGUCCUUCGUCUGAAUUAUGGCUGGCUUUUUGCCCUCGGGAGAACUUGGAAGACAUCGACAUUGCUAACGACGUCUCCCUUCUCAGCGAAAGACAGCACGGCGACACGAGGCUCUCAUCGUCUCACUUUCGCAUGGCCGUGAUGUUCCUCGCUUACGCUCUCUCAAAAAACCCGUCUCUAUCCAUCUACGUUAUGCAUCACUAUGGCACCGACGACGACCUCGCCGCAUGGAGGAUCAAGGACGUGUCGAACAUAUAG